AUGGCGGAUAACCAAAGCGAAAUAAGCUCUGCAGACUCUGCUGAAGCUCAGAAUCAACUACAGAAUGAGCAAUCAGAACACCUCUCAGACUCACCAUGGGCCAAAUUUACCGCGGAACAACUUAUGGAAAACUGUCCAUACACAGUUGCACUCAAGGUCAUCAAUACAGCUCUCUGGGGUGUACCCGCACCGGCGGACGCAAAUGAGACACACGCAACAACGUGGGUCGCUAAAGCUAUCCACGACUACAAUGUGUCAAUGGCCUGGGACGAUGACCUCUUCAUUGACUACAAAUGGGACUUUGAAGGAUGGACGAAGGAGCUAUUUAGCAAGGUUGAGCGUGGUACACUAAGGUCUCUUAAGAGUGUGCUACGACACCGGGGAGUAUACACUGGCAACAAUCACGCCAGGGUGGCGGACUCUCUCUACAACAUUCUAGGUAUAGAGAAUACUCUUGAAUGGGAACCAGCAGAGUUUCGAGCCAUGAAAUUCGACCAACAGUCCGAAGCGUACCAGCGCCAGCAGAGCAAUAAACGCCAACAGGACACUCAGCACACAGUCUAUCCAGCUGUACAACAACCACCGCAAGUACAACAACUGCCGCAAUUACAACAACCGCCGCAAUUACAACAGCCACCGCAAGUACCACAGCCGUCGCAAUUACAACGACCGUCGCAGGGCGAGCAACAAGAGCAGUAUAGAUUCUCUAAGCUAUGGGACAAUAGCAACAAGUAUACAGGGAAUGCGUACGAUCUCCUAGACGAUAAGAUCAAGAUCUUCUUCAGCAUCUGCUGGCAGGUAGAUAUCCAAGAAGAGCAGUUUCACGCAGUGUUUCCCCGUAUCCUUACCGGACGUGCAGAGACAUUCUACAUACAGGUUGUAGAGAGAGAUGACAGCUUUGCUGAUGCGUACAUGGCAAUCAAAAACCACUUCGACCAUGACGUCCAUCACCAGCACUACUACACAGACUGGACGACUACAACCUUCGCUCGCACCCGCACAGAGAACCCCGACAAGGGACUACACGAGGUUCUGCAGAUCCUGCUUGACAAGCUGCAGCUAUGCCAGCGUGCCCUUGGCAAGAACUUUGAGGGCGAGGAUGCCCUACGUACCACUGUCAUCAAUGCCUGCCGAGGAGUACCAGAGCUUGAGAUGGCACUGUUCAAACCAGCCACAAUCUGUGAAGGACUCUUCUCAGACCUACGUUCUGCAGUUGAGACACACCUUGCACGGCAACACACUACCCAGAUGGUCACAGAGGACCAAUACUACUUAGAUCGCCGAUACAACGGCAAUGGAAGAAUCCGAGGUAGAUCUCGAGGUGGAGGAGGAUUCAGAGGCGGAUCUAGAGGAGCAUAUCGAGGAGGCGAGCAGCGCGACGACAACGGACGAGGAUUUAAGCCUCGCUGGAGGAAGAAAUGCUUUGUUUGCCAGAAGGAAGGAUGCUGGUCUACCAACCACACAGACGAAGAGCGCAAGGCUGCCCGUACACAGUUCUUCUCUACGCUAUACUUUACAGGUACACAGCCCCCCAAGGACUUCUCCGUACAUCUUGCAGAAUACGAAGGGAUCGAGCACACUAGCCAGUACAAUCAGAGAGGAUGGAGAGAGGAGGAAGACUGCGAGGAUGACGACGAUGACGACGUCGCGGAAGCAUACCUUGAACAGCAGUUUUUCACGGAGCAAUGCCUUGCAGAUCAGGCGUUCUUGCACCACAUCUCUGGCGACGACGUAUACCGCCAAGACGCGCCAUCAGCGCCAGCGUCACAGUUCCUGCUUGAAGACCGCUACACAAGAUCUGUGUACCAAGGGAUCCUACCGGAUACAGGCGCUGCCAACGUAUCCACAGUUGGCAAGGAGCAGUACCUUGCACUCACAAGGGAAGAUCCUACAGUUAGGAUGGAUACGUCUACAGCAGGAAAGGCAUCUAUCAAAUUCGGCAAGGGCGAGGCUACAUCAUCUAUUGGCACUGCACAGGUCUCUACAGACAUUGGGACGAUCAACUUUGAGGUGCUUGACGCACCUACACCAUUCUUAUUGUGCCUUGCAGACAUGGACAGGUUAAAGGUCUACUUUAACAACACCACAGAUGAGCUAGUCCAGGGUGACGUACACAUCCCUGUAAUUCGCAAAUGGGGACAUCCUUGGUUCCAUCUGAACAAAAGAGAGAGAGCAACUGUGUUCCUGACAGAGACAGAGUUGCGACGGCUCCAUCGACGAUUUGGACACCCAGCUGUCACGCGACUUGUUAAGCUCUUAAAGGAUGCUGGCCAUAACGACUUCGAAGAAAGAACCCUAGAAGAAGUCACUAAGUUCUGCCACCACUGCCAGCUCCACAGCUCCGCACCGCGCCGAUUCAAAUUCACUCUCAAGGAUGAUCACCACUUCAACUAUGAGAUCCUGGUGGAUGUGAUGUACCUGAGCAACAAACCUGUACUGCAUGUGGUCGAUUCCUCAACAGCGUUUCAAGGCGCGAGGUUCCUUAGCGCUAUCUCAGCUAAAGAAACAUGGCAAGCACUGCGGAUACUAUGGAUCGACACGUAUCAAGGACCACCAGACAUUAUCACGCAUGACGCAGGCACUAACUUUGCAAGCACAGAGUUCCGCGCAGAAGCAAAGAUCAUGGGAGUCACAUGCAAGCAAAUACCUACGGAGGCGCACUGGUCUAUCGGCAAAACUGAGAGGUACCAUGCACCUCUACGCCGCGCAUGGGACAUACUCUAUGCAGAACUCACUGACACUAUGUCCGACGACGCGAUUCUCCAGAUGGCUGUGAAGGCUGUCAACGAUACUGCUGGCCCCGAUGGACUAGUCCCGACGCUACUGGUCUUUGGAGCGUACCCACGAAUGACUGCAGAGUCACCGCCAUCCCCGUCAAUGGUCAAGCGCAGCGAGGCUAUUCAAAAGGCGACGAAAGCCCUACGCAAGAUCACGGCAGAGCACCAAGUUGCAGACGCCUUGAACACCCGCAAUGGACCAGCCACUGCAGACAUGCUCGCGCUCCCACUCCAGAGCGAAGUCUUAGUAUGGAGAGAGAGUGAUGGCUGGAAUGGCCCGUACAAGAUCGCCAGUACAGAUGGCCACAACGUCACUGUUGACAUGGUCAAUGGUCCAACGACAUUCAGAUCCACUGUCGUCAAGCCAUACUACAGACCGGACCACCUUUGGAGCGACCCCGAUGCGCCACACGCGCCGAAUGAGCCGCAUGAGCCGGUAGCAGUACCACCGGCAGUGCAACCACGCAGGAGAGGCCGCCCUCCAGGGUCAAAGAACAAGCGGAAGGCGCACGCGUACAUCACCAAGAAGGAGCAGGACGAUCUUGAGCUAGCUAUCAAGCUACGUAACGAUGGAGUGAUCACAACCUCAGGCGCCCCCUUUGAAGCGUCUGAUGACCAAGAGAUCAGCGACCUCCGAUGUAGCCAGCGCCUGAUUAUGUCGCUGGCGCCCGAGAUGGUACAACGCGGAAUGAACAUCGAGCUCCGUGACAUUACGCAGGCGUAUCCCCAGGCGCAGACAGCCCUGAAGAGGACGAUACUCGCACAUCUUCCUACUGAGCUAGUCCAUCGAUAUCCAGAAGGCACGCUACUCCAUGUGAUCAAGCCGCUAGACGACGCAGGCAUCUUCGGCAUCGUUGGCAUGCAGACAGACGACACUCUCAUGCUCGGGACACCAGCGUUCUCGUCACGUGAAGAGAAGAAGAUCCAGAAGGCAGAGUUCAGGUCAAAGCCAAAAGCAAGGCUGACACCAGAACAGAAAGGACAAGGAGGAAGGAUCAAGCUUGUGGAUAUCAGGGCACCGGAACGCGCGCAACAGUACACCGAGCAGCGCGCCCGCGGAGCGUACAUCGCAUCAACAUGCCAACCAGAGGCGUCAUUUGACCUGUCCGUCGCUGCUCAAGCUCAGCAACCAUCAGACGAGGACAUCAAGGCACUCAACAAACGCCUGAAAUGGCAGAUGGAGAAUCUCGAUCGUGGCCUGCGCUACGUCACUGUCAAUCUUAUGGAGGCCAAGUUGAUGGUCUUUGUGGAUGGCUCCUUUGCCAACAACAAGGACCUCAGCUCACAGCUAGGCUUUGUCCUUAUGCUCGUCAACGAGUCUAUUGACGUCAACACCUUCACAAUACAGGGCAACGUGAUCCACUACAGCUCUACAAAAUGCAAGCGCAUCACACGGAGCGUACUGGCCUCAGAGAUCUACGGCAUGGUCAACGGCUUUGACAUAGGCAUUGCAGUUGCAACCACGCUGAGGAUAGUUACAGAACGACUUAGACUACCUGCAAUUCCCUUGGUUAUUUGUACAGACUCGUACUCCUUGUACGAGUGCCUAGUAAAGCUUGGGACGACGAAGGAAAAGCGUCUCAUGAUCGACAUCAUGGCGCUGCGCCAAUCAUAUGAGCGUCGCGAGAUCACGGAGAUCCGCUGGAUCAAUGGUGAAGACAAUCCUGCAGACGCCUUCACCAAGGCAUCGCCAAACCGCGCUCUUGAACGCUUUAUUGACGGCAAUAAGCUGACAGUCCGAGUAGAGGGAUGGGUGCAGAGGCCGACAAGCUUUGAUGGUUGA
Messenger RNA from Pyrenophora tritici-repentis Pt-1C-BFP, 4560 nucleotides. Lineage: Eukaryota; Fungi; Ascomycota; Dothideomycetes; Pleosporales; Pleosporaceae. The record is from RefSeq and is a predicted model, not a curated record.